AUGUCCUCUCGCAGAACUAGACGACAGCCAGAGCCACAGAAAGAUUACGGCGACUCAGAGGAAAACCGCUCGUACGACGAGGAGUCGCUGGAGGAGGUCACUCGCUGCAUCUGCGGCAACGACGAGCUGGUCAUCCCGGACGACGCAGGCCCCGAGUUUGACGACGUCGACACCGGGUUCUUCAUCCAGUGCGAGUCGUGCUCGGUGUGGCAGCACGGGUUCUGUGUGGGCAUCACCGACGAGGACACGGCCCCGGAAAAGUACUGGUGCGAGCAAUGCCAGCCGCAACACCACGACCUGUUUACAGACAAGUAUGGGUUCCGCAGAAGCAGGUACAACCCGUACCAGGAGAUGAAGCGCCACCGGCGCCGCCAGCAGGCCCAGGACGCGGCCGGGCCCGCUGCAAGCGCUGGCUCGGGGUCCGGGUCGCCGCCUGCGGCGGCCGCAGAGACGGCGUCGAAGCCGGAAAUCAAACGAGAGCGAGACAAGAGCGAGGAGGAGGGCGAGAAGCGAAAACGCGCGCGCGGCACGCUCAAUUCGAGAGACGCGGAGUACGAGCAGAUGCUCAAGCGGGUGCUGGAGGAGUCGGCCAAGGAGAGCGGCGUGCAGCCGGACGACGUGAACCUGUCGUCGUCGAACGAGUCUGCGUCGCGGGAGACCCGGUCGCGCAAGAAGGUCAAGGACGACAACUCGCAGGAGGAGGACAUCACACAGCACAGCAACCUGAGCCUGCCGCAGAAAGCAACGCCGCCGUCGUCGGCGUCGUCGUCGGCGUCGAGCAGCUCGAAAAAGAGCAAGAAAAAAAGAGACGAGCCAGAGGACAAGAAGAAGGCCAAGAUCGAGAUCUCGGACGAAAAACCGUUCAAGCCGAACCUGCCGAGCCAGAAGAUCAGCAUGAACGAGAUGCGCAGACGGGUGUUUUCCAUCAUGGAGUUUGUCUCCAACAUCCAGGCCGAACUGUCGAACGAGGAGGAUUUCAAGCGUAGUCUGCUCAACUACACGAGCGAGGACUCCACAGACGAGAUACUGCGGCUCCAGAGGCUACUGAUCGAGUGCUACAACGAGUCUGUCACGAAACUGGACUCUCUAACGGAAAAACUGAAUACAUGGGAAAAGUCGUACGGCUAG
Ogataea angusta is the source of this 1128-nucleotide messenger RNA. RefSeq lists its product as uncharacterized. The transcript has a single exon. Gene Ontology annotation, cellular component: Rpd3L-Expanded complex; Rpd3L complex. Gene Ontology annotation, biological process: negative regulation of rDNA heterochromatin formation; negative regulation of silent mating-type cassette heterochromatin formation. NCBI's taxonomy places the organism in Eukaryota, Fungi, Ascomycota, Pichiomycetes, Pichiales, Pichiaceae. The record is from RefSeq and is a predicted model, not a curated record. Bases 1 to 1128 code for a protein of 375 amino acids.